Salvia splendens (bonfire salvia) is the source of this 1362-nucleotide messenger RNA. RefSeq lists its product as uncharacterized. Lineage: Eukaryota; Viridiplantae; Streptophyta; Magnoliopsida; Lamiales; Lamiaceae. The transcript has 3 exons. The coding region runs from base 1 to 1362 and encodes 453 amino acids. The record is from RefSeq and is a predicted model, not a curated record.
AUGAAGAUCGAGAGAUUGAGGGAUGCCAUCACAUCUUUUCGGCAGCAAGGUGAUGAAUCUUUUGCUGAAGUAUGGAAAAGGUUUACUGAGAUGUUGAGAAAAUGUCCCAACCAUGGUCUUGCUCCUGGCCGUGAUCUUGUCAAAUUUUACCAAGGCUUAAACAAUGAAAGCAUGGGACUUAUAAAUGCAAGUACUGGUGGAGAUCUUGAUAAUAAGGCACAUGAGGAAGUGAGGACCUUGUUUAAAAAACUAGCAGAUAAUCAAAGAAACUGGUACAAUCCAAGGAGAGUGGUUGAGAAGAAAGGAAAUACCUUUGGAUCUUCAGUAGAAUCUGAAAGAAUGACAGCGGUUGAGGCACAACUAGCUAAUAUUAGCACCCAAAUGACGUCAGUGGUUAAAGCAAUAACCGUCAAGGUUUUAGCCAAGGGGGUCAAUUCAACAACAAUCAUCAGAACUGGAAGCCUCAACAACAAGGGAAUUGGAACCAAGCUGGGUCAAAAUGCCCAACAUGGUCAAGAACAUGCUGCAUCCGGCAACAAGGAACAAGGCGAUGAAUCUAAGUUAGAUGGAAGACUUACAGCGGGAGAGAAAGACAAAAAGGUCAAUGAGACAGAACCUAAGAAGAGCAAGUCCAGUAUUCCUAACGACAUUCCACCGUCUCCAUAUCCAUUCACGAGAAAGAAGCGAGUGCGGCAAGAAAAGAGUUUUGAGUGGAUAAUGAAUGUGAUUAGAAAGGUGAAUGUAGACAUCUCAUUGGUGGAUAUUUUCACCAAUUUCCCGAGAUUCUCCAAGUUCUUCAAAGACAUGAUGGCGAACAAGGAGAAACUUCAGGAUGAGGGGAUUGUGGCAUUGAGCACGAAUUGCUCACAUCUGAUAUCUGGAAUCAUGCCGACGAAGAGAAGAGAUCCAGGAGGUUGCAUCAUACCAUGUGAAAUUGGUAACACGAUUUUCACAAAUUGUUUAUUGGACCAAGGUUCAGGGAUCUCAUUGAUUGCAUUGAAAACUGCUCGUGCCAUUAGUUUUGAGGAAAGAAUGGAGCCUAUUGACAUUGCUCUACAAUUGGCUGAUCACUCCAUAGUGAAGCCCACUGGAAUUGUUGAGGAUGUUUUGGUUAAAAUCGAUAGGUUCAUCAUUCCGGUUGAUUUUAUUGUGCUCGACAUGCCAGAAGAUAAAGAAGUGCCAAUUUUGUUUGGUAGACCAUUUCUAGCAACGAGAGAUGUAUUGCUUGGAGCAAAGAAUAACUAUGUUACAUUCAGAAUUAAUGGUGAGCAACUGACCAUCAACGUUGAGAAGGCCUACGAUGGUGGUGAAAGUGGUAAGGAAGCAAGAGAGGUGGUCACACUAGAGAGUCCGAAAGUGUAG